This is a messenger RNA of Alternaria arborescens, 165 nucleotides long. RefSeq lists its product as hypothetical. The coding region runs from base 1 to 165 and encodes 54 amino acids. Gene Ontology annotation, molecular function: heme binding. The record is from RefSeq and is a predicted model, not a curated record. Lineage: Eukaryota; Fungi; Ascomycota; Dothideomycetes; Pleosporales; Pleosporaceae. The transcript is spliced from 2 exons.
AUGGAUUCGUUUGUCGACGAGCACCCAGGUGGCGCCAAGAUUCUGAAGAGAGUGGGUGGAAAGGAUGCUAGUAAGCAGUUCUGGAAGUACCACAAUGAGAGCGUAUUGAAGAAAUACGCACCCAAACUCAAGAUCGGCACAGUUAAGGAGGAGUCCAAGUUAUAA